Messenger RNA from Zalophus californianus (California sea lion), 899 nucleotides. It is a transcript of the gene DEPP1, whose product is annotated as DEPP1 autophagy regulator. Gene Ontology annotation, cellular component: mitochondrion. Gene Ontology annotation, biological process: regulation of autophagy. NCBI's taxonomy places the organism in Eukaryota, Metazoa, Chordata, Mammalia, Carnivora, Otariidae. The coding region runs from base 243 to 869 and encodes 208 amino acids. The record is from RefSeq and is a predicted model, not a curated record. The transcript has 2 exons.
CGGGCCUCGGGGUCCACCAGACAGCUCGGGGAGGCUUGCAUGCCGGGCAGCAGCCCCACCGUCACGCUCCCCGUCCAUCUCCUGGCCCCGCCAACGCUGGACGCGGGGCUCUGACUAAGGGGCCCCCAACUCUUGGCCCCGAACUCCCUGGGCCUUCCCAAGGACUGUCCUUGCUCACCCGGCAGCCCUGUGAUGCCCGGGUUCCCUCAGCUACAGGUCUCCGCCCCGCCUCGCCCACGGCCAUGAGGUCCCGGCUACUGCUUCCCGUGGCCCACCUGCCCACAAUUCAGGAGACCCUGGAGGAGAUGCUGCCCGGGGGGCCCGGGCAGGAGCCCCCGGCCUCCCCCAGCCUGGAUGACUACGUGAAGUCCAUUUGUCAGCUGGCACAUCCCACCUCAGUGCUGGAUGUGGCCACAGCCAGGGCCCAGCCCAGCAGAAGCCCCCGGCCAGCCCGGACCUUCCAGAAGAGCUGCCCUACUGAGUCCCUACGGGACAUUACUACCUGCUUCAGUGGUCAGCAACGGGCACCGCCUGGGGACGGCACUACCGACCCCCUGGACUGGCUCUUCGGGGAGUCCCAGGAAAAGCGGCCGAGUAGGAGGGACCCGCCAAGGCGGACUGGCUUCUCUGCUGACUCCUGGGGUCUACACAGACAGAUGGACAGUGGCAAGGCCCGAGGGACCCCCAGAGGGAGACUCUGGGAUGCCAGGGUGCAAGGGCACUCUCUGGUGAGACCCUCAAGGGACUGGCACCAGGGCUCCGGGGCUUCCAGGCAACUCGGUGGGGCCGCGGCCUCCCCCCCAGCUCCCCGCCCCAGCAGCAUCCUCAGAACUCUCUAUUUGCACCUCCCAGUGAUCCAUGAACUCUAACCCCUCCCCAAUAAAGCCUUCUGUACAGAG